This is a messenger RNA of Spizellomyces punctatus DAOM BR117, 771 nucleotides long. RefSeq lists its product as uncharacterized. Gene Ontology annotation, cellular component: mRNA cleavage and polyadenylation specificity factor complex; nucleus. Gene Ontology annotation, molecular function: RNA polymerase II CTD heptapeptide repeat phosphatase activity. Gene Ontology annotation, biological process: termination of RNA polymerase II transcription. The record is from RefSeq and is a predicted model, not a curated record. Bases 32 to 649 code for a protein of 205 amino acids. Lineage: Eukaryota; Fungi; Chytridiomycota; Chytridiomycetes; Spizellomycetales; Spizellomycetaceae. The transcript has 4 exons.
CUUGCCAGUUCUAUUCCAUCCUUCUGAACAAAUGGCAUCUCAAGGACCACAAGGACCAGCGCCUCCACAGCAGCAAACCUUUCGGCUAGCGGUAAUAUGUGCCAGCAAUCAAAAUCGGAGUAUGGAGGCGCAUAACGUACUGCAGAAAGCCGGAUACGUACUCUCAUCAUAUGGAACUGGAAGUGCUGUGCGGCUUCCUGGGCCCGCUGCUGAUAAGCCCAAUAUAUAUCCUUUCGGGGUUCCCUAUAACGACAUCUUCAACGACUUGCUGAAGAAAGAUCCGCAACUUUACAAAGCGAACGGUCUCUUGCCAAUGUUAGACAGAAAUAGAAGAAUAAAGCGCGCGCCGGAAAGGUUCCAGGAAGCUCGGGACGUUUUCGAUGUAAUAAUAUCUUGUGAGGAACGAUGUUUCGAUUCUGCAUGCGAGGAUCUGGACAACCGACCGUCAGAGCUGAAUCGCCCAGUACACCUGGUGAACAUCGAGAUCAAAGAUAAUCAUGAAGAAGCUGCAGUUGGCGGCCAGCUGAUACUGCAACUAGUGAACAUGAUAGCACAAUCCAAGGACCGAGACGCGGAAAUGGACAUGAUUCUGGAUGAUUUUGCCGCGCGAACCAAUGCGCAGGUUCUCCAUACAGUAUCCUUUUAUUAAUGUUAUAAUUCCAAAAAUCGGGUGUUGCAAAUCUGCUUAAACGACGGAGGAAAAGAGAGGGGGCUGUGAUGCUUCCAUAAGUAUAAUAUAAUCUACAUGCACGGUCAUCUGUGCAACGGCAA